CCUCCCAUCAGUAAGGGGCAGAUCCCGGGGCGGAAGCCGCUCUCCCCUCCCUCACUCGUCUCCUCCUCGCAGUUCCCGGCAGCGGAGGAGCCCCGAGCACAGGAUACGCGAGAGCCGCAAACUGCGUGCCCUGACACUUUGGGCGGGAGAACGCGUUUCAAGAAGGCAGACACGGAGAGGGCGCGAUACACCCAGGCCGGCGGCGGAGCGGAGAGACUAAAGCAUCCGUGCGCUGGAAAACGGAAGCUGCGGUCACAUAGGGAGGCGAGUCGUAGGUGAGGACACACGGUUUGAUUCCAUCUAGAGUCUACAUGAUACUGUUCCAUCUUGUUCAAAUUACAGUGUUAACGAAUUUGGAUAUUAUCAUUCACCAAAACAUAAAAGAAAAAAGGGUACGUUUUCUCUGCUUCCAUCAUGUCUAACCCACUAAAGCAAGUGUUCAACAAGGACAGGACCUUCCGUCCAAAACGGAAAUUUGAGCCUGGUACACAGCGCUUUGAACUGCAUAAGAAAGCUCAAGCAUCCCUCAAUGCUGGACUUGAUUUAAAGGUGGCUGUCCAGCUGCCACACGGGGAGGACCAGAAUGAUUGGGUGGCAGUCCAUGUAGUUGACUUCUUUAACCGCAUCAAUCUGAUCUAUGGUACAAUCAGUGAUAGUUGCACAGAGCAAUCUUGUCCUGUCAUGUCUGGUGGUCCAAAGUAUGAAUACAGAUGGCAAGACGAUAACCGGUACCGAAAACCCACUGCUCUGUCUGCUCCGAAAUACAUGAAUCUUCUGAUGGACUGGAUAGAAGUUCAAAUAAACAACGAAGGAAUAUUCCCUACAAAUGUUGGUACCCCCUUCCCAAAGAACUUCCUGCAGGUAGUGAAAAAGAUUCUAUCCAGGCUGUUCCGGGUAUUUGUCCAUGUCUACAUUCACCAUUUUGACAGAAUCAUCCAGAUGGGAGCAGAGGCUCACGUGAACACCUGCUACAAGCAUUUUUAUUACUUUGUCACAGAAUUUAAUCUUAUUGACACAAAGGAACUUGAGCCAUUGAAAGAAAUGACAUCGAAGAUGUGCCACUGAGGUGGGAUGUCCUUCCUCUCACUUAAUGUUUGCCUGUGGAGCCUGUCGGUCAACUGCUGAAUGUGUACCUGCCUGAUGCCAGGAAGGUCACAUGGGAUAAGACACUUUGCGGUUUUUUCAUAAGCAUAGAUGUUUUAUUUUUAAAAUGUAUUUUUCGAAUAGCUAGCACUUCAUCCAAGCUGUGAUACUUCUAGAAAAAACUUUUUUUUUUUCUAUACUGUUUACAAAAAUGUAUCGGUUUCUAAAUAUAUUUUUGUAACUUGGUAACCCCCAUUGGUCUACUCUUCUAUUUAGAGUAUACUUUGCUUUACACUUAUAUUCAUCCUUUUGAAAUACUGUUUAAUUCCUCUUUCUUGUAUCUUUUAUCUGGCACCUGAAUUCCAGAAGUACUUCUUUCCAGUUCACUAUGGUACAUUCAUUAUAAUACAGCCAGUGUUUGUGUUGGCAAAGAGGGUUAAUGCACUGAAGAGCAACUUUACUCCUUUAUUCGUGAGGUGGAAUGUUUUAAUCCCACCGACUUCACCAUGGCUUGCGAAGUUCCAACGCCACCUAGUUCUUCCUGUGAGACGAACCCGUUAAAAAAAUGAAUGUUUAAACUUAUGAGAUUCAGUUUAAAGAGGUCUUAGAUAUUUGUGUAGGAUUGGAGGAAUGGCGUCGGAUAUUAUAAAAAAAAAAAACUGAUUGUAUGCUCUGCAAUUCAUUUUAUACCAUCAUCGGAUGUUCACUAGAGAGUGGCCGUGGCAGCUCUGCAUAUAAGUUUGCUGCAGCAUUUAACAAGCACCUUAAGCUUUGUUCCUAGUCAUUUAGCACUGUACAUCCAAGUGACCUGAGAGCUUCAUGUAGGCUUUUCGUGCUGUUGUCACGGAAACCACACAUACAUGGCUUCAUCUCUGACUGCUCCCUCCUUCCUCUUUUUUCCUAGUUUGUGAUUGGAGGCACAUUCCUCUGGAUGGUUAGCUAAUAUGAGGUUUUGUAGGAUUCUUUAGUCAUCUUUACUGUCUUGCGGUGUUUAUGGCAGAUUAAAACUGCUUGUCAUGGAUCUCGGUUGUUUUAUUUUUAAAGCUGUUGUACAGAAACUAAACAAAAUACUAUUUAAAAGCAUCCCGAAGAGCGGUACGCCAUUUUGCAUUGCUUUUUAUUCAUGUGUCCGAAUUCUUACAAAAAUAGCUUGUACUUUUAAGGUCCUCGUGAAAGCUUGUAGGAGCAGUGAGAAACGAUCACCAGCAGCGUGGGAAUCCUUAGCUGAGAGAGUACCAGGCACUCCACAAUGUCACGCGAAUAACUUCCUUAAGUAUCCCAUCUCUGAAAUAACAUCCUUCCUAUCCUUUUAUUUAAAAAAUCAGUUAAAGAAAAGGGUGCUGACGACUAUUCCCUUAGAUUUCAUUGGGACAAUUAUACAUUUAUACUAAUUUGUGGAAACAGCAAAACAUUCUUGUGUUUAGAUACUUUAUCUGUGAUUCAUAAAUGCUAGCGCAUAGAUUGAAAAAAAAUGCAUUUUCAAACGCAGAGCAUCAUUCCUUCCGAUCCCUUAAAAACCUAACGAUGUGCAAUCCCUGUAACUACAGAACUGUUGUAAUGCAUUGAAAGUUAUUACAUUAUAUUAAAGCGAUUUGCCUUUAAUGGAACGUGGUUUAGCUCAAAUGAGUUACUUUUUAAAUCACGUGCUUGCAAAUACAGUACAUUUUAUUGAUGUCAUACUAGCAUUUCCUGGUCUUCUCACUUCAUUUGUUGUGGCCUACAAAUGUAUAUAAGAUGUCUAUAGUCUUGAAUUAACUUGUGUAUAUAUAGCUUGGAGAGCUAGUAAACAAUAACAUUUAGUCCAAGAAUAUAUGCAGGCAAAAUGCUUCCAAAUCAAGUGCUGGGGAGCAUACAAAUGUGUUUGAACACCCGAUCUGUAACUCUCCACCAGCUAAGGGUCUCCAACUACCAGAGCUUGGCCACAAUCCACACCGGAAAGCUACCUAUAGGCAGCUGGUAUGUUUAAUCACGUUCAUAUUAUAUACACAUUCCCACGGACGUAAAUCACACCACUGGCUUAGGCACGGUUAUUACUUCAUUGCACUCUUAAUUAAAACCACUAAUCCCAUGCCUUUGUUUUUGAAGUGUAGCACAAAAUGUUUACAUAAUAAAUGUAAAAAAUGUAUGUAUGAAAUGAUUCACUGUAUGAGAAGUUCAUGCACAAUUAAUAGACUUAUGAAUAGUUGUGUAAAAUAGCUACAUCAUUCCCACUUUUUAUGCCCGUUAGAAAGCUUGUUUAAUUUAUUUUUGUAUUUUGUCCUUCUUAUCUUAAUAUACUUCAUGCAAAAUAUAUAUAUUUCUAUUUUCAUACAUAGAGAAAAUAAUUCAAGUGCCUAUAUUUUGUUUUCCUAGUCACAUUUCUAAACUCGCAUUGAAUGUCAUUGUUUACCUGCCUGGCUCACCUUUUUGUAUGGAGAGUGUGUGUGUGUACCAUGCACAAUAUGAUACAAUAAAACAUCUUUUUCUGA
Messenger RNA from Spea bombifrons (plains spadefoot toad), 3551 nucleotides. It is a transcript of the gene MOB3A, whose product is annotated as MOB kinase activator 3A. Gene Ontology annotation, cellular component: cytoplasm; nucleus. The transcript is spliced from 4 exons. NCBI's taxonomy places the organism in Eukaryota, Metazoa, Chordata, Amphibia, Anura, Pelobatidae. Gene Ontology annotation, molecular function: protein kinase activator activity. The record is from RefSeq and is a predicted model, not a curated record. Bases 415 to 1065 code for a protein of 216 amino acids. Gene Ontology annotation, biological process: positive regulation of protein phosphorylation; signal transduction.